AAGGCCACCGCGGGGAGAUUAACGCCCGAUUCCUAUUUUCCCUCCCUGCCUCACGCGCGCUUACUUGGUGAGCGAGCUUUCGAGCGAAGGAGCGCGAGCGCAUUGCCCGCCGCGAGCUCUGGGAGGCGCGCGCGCGGGAGUGUGUGUGUGAGAAAGAGAGAGAGAGAAAGAAAGAGAUACUUUAUCUUUACCUUUCUCUGCCCUCCCCUCCUCUCCCUCCCCCCACUUUUACCCACCAUGCUCCGAGUCCGGACUUUCUUCUUCUGCUGCUCUUUCUAAACUCCUUCCUUCCACAGCGGAGUUGGAACUGUGCCUCCGCUUCUUUCGAAAAGAUGAGGCGCCGAGCAGCGGCGGGAAGGAGGCGAAGAAGCUGACGCGCGGGGCUCCCACCAUGAAGGGAGAGGAGGAGGAAGGAGAAGAAGAAGCGCCGUGUCCAGCAGCAGCUGCUGCUUCCCACAAACUUGCGAGGAACGGCUACGUGAAGGGCUGCGCGGCGGCGCCUCCGCCCCCGCCUCGGAGAAGCCUCUCGGGCCCGGCGCUGGGCUCGGCGGCGCUGCUCCUGCUUCUGCUGCCGCUCCUUCUGUGGGCGCUGCUGUCUGCUGGGGAGCCCGGGGCCCCGCUGUUGCUGCGCCUCUUGAGCCUGGGCCAGUGCCUGAGCCCGCUCUUCAGCCUGGCCUGCGCCUUCUUCUUCCUCACGGGCUACUUGUCCCGCGACGAGCCCGGGAGGUGGCUGCUGGCGCUGCCGCUGUGCUGCUUCUCGGGCGACGCGGUGGCGGCGCUGCACUGGUGGCCCGAGGGCGAGGCGGAGCUGCGGGCCGUGCCCGGGCGCCUCCUGGCCUCGCUGGGCGCCGUGGCCGGCCUGGCCCUCCUCCAGCGCGGGCUCCGGCUCCGGCGCAGCCUCCUCGUGCUGCUCUUCGCCGGACUCGUGUGGCUGCUCUCGCUCGCCGGACUCCGCUCCCUCCCGCCCGCCCUCCGGCCCUUGCUCUCCGCCGCCGCGGGCAUGGCCGGAUGCCUCCUGGCGCUCCUGCUGCUGCAAGGCAAGGGCCCGCGGCGCCGGCGGGGAGGACUCUUUCUCCCGGCGCCUUGCUGCUCCGCUCCACCGCAGCGGCCGCCCGCCGAGGAGAAGGUGCCCGUGAUCCGAACCGGCGGCGGCAGGAGGAGGUCCAGCUGCGUCUCCCUCGGCGAGACCACCUCCGGCGGCUACUUCGGCAGCUGCAAGAUGCACCGCAGACCCUCGCUGCCUUGCAUCUCCAAGGAACAGAUGAUUCUUUGGGACUGGGAUUUAACGCACUGGUAUAAACCUUACUAUCAGAAUGCUUGCAGUGGAAAUGGGAUUGAUCUUUCUAUACUAAACGAGACUCGCAACAUGGUGUCUGAUCUUCUGAAUGAUCCCGUCCUUCCCCCACAUGUGAUCUCUUCACUUCGAAGUAUCAAUAGUUUAAUAAGUACUUUCUCAGGCUCAUGUAAACCAAAGCUUAACCUGUUUACUCCCUUUCCGGGGUUUUAUCCAUAUCCAGAAAUGGAAGACUCACCUGAAAGAGGAGACCGUAAACCAUACAAGACAAUGAACAGCCGAAAUAGUUUACCAACUCCACAGUUAAGGCGGAGUUCAGGAGCAACAGGUUUACUGCCUAUUGAACCAUCUUCUAGGUGGGAUCGCAGUACUGGCAAGCGAGUACAUCUUGAGUAUAAUUCUUCAAGCCAAGGAUCUUACCCCAAUGGACCUCUUAACACAAACCUGUUGACAAUACCAAAACAAAGAUCAUCUUCAGUGACAUUGGCUCACAGUAUAGGAUCAAAACGAGCCGGAACGUCCCAGAAUCCAAUUCCUAUGACUUCUCCAAGUAGUGGAUUUAUCUUUGGUGGAUACCACAGGUCACCUGUAGAAUUUCCUGACACUGCUGAUUUUCUUACUAAGCCAAGCAUUAAUAUGAAUAAAUCUUUGGGAUGCACAUUUAGUUCUUCAGAGUUUCAGCAACAAAUUAGAACGUCUUCACAUUAUACAUGUAGCAGUUGUGGACGGCAGUUAUUCAAGUCAGUUGCUGCCUCAUUAUCUGAAUCUGUAGCAGAAUAUCAAAACCACAAAACAGGUGAAGAUGGAAAUACAGAUGUUUCAAAAGAUUCAGCUCACUUUAUAGAGAAACAGCAGAGUGAAACGGGAGAAAUAAAAAAUCACAAUAAUUGGAUGGAUCAGACUAAGAGUAAUUUUCUGGAGGAUGAUCAUUCAUUAGAAUUGAUGGCACUAGAAGACCAUGAUUCAUUGAUAGAGAAAAUGAACACUUGGAAUUUCCAAAUAUUUGAUCUUGUGAAAAGAAUGGGAGACAAAUCUCGAAGAAUUCUUAGUCAGGUUGCAUUCACAUUGUUUCAAGACACUGGUUUAUUUGAAAGUUUCAAAAUUCCAACUCGGCAAUUCAUGAACUACUUUCAAGCAUUAGAAAAUGGUUACCGAGACAUUCCCUACCACAAUCGAAUACAUGCAACAGAUGUUCUUCAUGCUGUGUGGUAUCUUACAACAAGACCAAUUCCUGGAUUUCAGCAAAUACACAGUGUUUCUGUGACAGGAGCUGACAGUGAUACAGAAAAUGGUAUUUUAGCUGGCCAUGUUUCCUAUGUUUCCUCCAAGAGCUGCACUAUUCUUGAUGAAAACUAUGGAUGCUUAGCUUCAAACAUUCCAGCCUUAGAAUUAAUGGCUUUGUAUGUAGCAGCAGCUAUGCAUGAUUAUGACCAUCCUGGUCGUACAAAUGCUUUUUUGGUAGCUACAAAUGCUCCUCAGGCUGUGCUAUAUAAUGACAGAUCAGUUCUGGAAAAUCAUCAUGCAGCUUCUGCAUGGAGCCUCUUUUUAUCUCAACCAGAAUACAACUUCCUGCCUAAUCUUGAUCAUGUACAAUUCAAACGAUUUCGAUUCUUAGUUAUUGAAGCAAUCCUUGCAACAGACCUCAAGAAACAUUUUGAUUUCCUUGCAGAAUUUAAUGCCAAGGUUAAUGAUAUAAAUGGUCAUAGUAUUGAGUGGAGCAGUGAGAGUGAUCGGCUGUUGGUAUGUCAGAUAUGCAUCAAGCUGGCAGAUAUCAAUGGUCCAGCGAAAGUUAGAGAUUUACAUUUGAAAUGGACAGAGGGUAUUGUGAAUGAGUUUUAUGAACAGGGAGACGAAGAGGCAAGUUUAGGAUUACCCAUAAGUCCUUUUAUGGAUCGACAUUCUCCUCAGCUUGCAAAAUUACAAGAAUCUUUUAUUACUCAUAUUGUUGGUCCCCUCUGUAAUUCCUAUGAUGCAGCCAGGUUGCUUCCUGGCCAGUGGGUUGAUGAAAAAGACAAUGAAAGUUCUGAUGAGUAUGAUGCAGGAGAGUUGGAUAGUGAAGAGGACGAAAUUGAUGACUUUGGCACAAAGCUACAAAGAAGAAAAAGACAGCAGAUAUUUUGUCAACUAAUACACCAUUUGAAUGAAAAUCACAAAAUAUGGAAGAAGAUAACUGAAGAAGAAGAACUAAAUAAAUCUGAAGAGAGUAAACAGGCAGAGAAUACAUCCUUAGGUCAAUCAGAUGAAAUCCAGGUUAUUGAGGAAGCUGAUGAAGAAGAGGAACACCAUCAAGGGGAAGAGAAAACAUUUUAAGAAGAACACAGUAUGAUAUAUAUCACCAGUCCAGACAGUAUAUAGUCUUUAGAUUGAGAUAGUUGCCAGAGCUAUGACAGUUCUGAAUACUGUGAAAAGACAACUAUUUCUCUAACAGCAACCCGCUCCUAUGCACUUUCACCUUAUGUAAGGAUUUUGUGCCCAAUUUGGUCUUUAAAUGCCUUGUUUUGCUGCCUUGUUGAAAGUAGCUGCUUAUUAUCAAAGUGGUAUUUUGGGGGUCAAGUUCAGCAGCUUCAGUUACCAAAGUCACCAAAACAUUUUGUUUCUAACAUUUUAUUGAGUCUCUAAAAUGUUUUGAAAUAUGUAUUUUAUUUUUAAUGUGAAUCUAAAAUUGCCUUGCCUAUCAGUAUGAAUGUUAGAAUUCACAAGUUUAUUCACAACAGUUUUCUUAAAAUUAUUUUGGAUUGAUUUAACUAUUUGAUGACUGCAACCAGAAUAGCUUAUUUCUAGGUUUUGUGGUUAAUACUGAAUCCUGUAUGCAUCAGUUUGAUGCUUUUUACUGUGAUGCAUAACCUGCCAUUUUAUUUUUCCAAAAAUGUUCAGGUUUGCAGUGGGUAUCCAGACAAGUUUGUUAAAUGUACACCAGUUGCCUUUUUUCUUGCUGUUCUGUAAUAGAACAUAAAAAGCCAUCUCAAUGUUUCAAUAAUUAAGGGACUUUAUUCUUUUAGCUACUUAUAAAUGUGUUUCACUCAGGAUUCAUGUUCAGAAACAUGACAUCAGAUUUUAUAUUUACAACCUUGUGCUAGUGCUAGAUGUUCAUUUUUAAAUAUACUGCCUUUCUCUUUAUAUGUAAACUUCAGAAGAAUUAAAGGAUUGUUUUCUAUAAA
Anolis carolinensis (green anole) is the source of this 4452-nucleotide messenger RNA. RefSeq names its product phosphodiesterase 3B (gene pde3b). Bases 392 to 3604 code for a protein of 1070 amino acids. The record is from RefSeq and is a predicted model, not a curated record. NCBI's taxonomy places the organism in Eukaryota, Metazoa, Chordata, Lepidosauria, Squamata, Anolidae. Gene Ontology annotation, cellular component: membrane. Gene Ontology annotation, molecular function: protein kinase B binding; calmodulin-activated 3',5'-cyclic-GMP phosphodiesterase activity. The transcript is spliced from 16 exons. Gene Ontology annotation, biological process: signal transduction.